Heterobilharzia americana is the source of this 1041-nucleotide messenger RNA. The record is from the annotation of a GenBank genome assembly. NCBI's taxonomy places the organism in Eukaryota, Metazoa, Platyhelminthes, Trematoda, Strigeidida, Schistosomatidae.
AUGUUUGUAAGAUCGUAUAGAAGUCUUGGGUGGUGUGCAGUGAUGUCUUCCACAGAAAAUUGUGUUUGUGACGAGUUAUCCAGUACAAAAAGUCCAUGGUGCAACGCCAACUGUUAUGUUGCAAUAACUGGUGCAAGUCGUGGAUUUGGUCAGGCGUUUUGCAUAGAACUAGUGAAAUCAUUAUCAUCUGGAGAAGAUCAUGCUGCUUCUUUAAAUAUCUUAUUGAUGGCUCGUGAUGUUAAUGCACUUCGAGUUACAGAGUCUGAGAUGUAUGCCUCUAAGCCAAAUGCUUCAGGAAUGAAAUUAACUGUCCUCGUGUCAACAUCAUCUCUUGACAUGUCGAAUGCGGAUGAAAACGUCUUGAGAAAAGAACUUGAACCAUUAUUUAAUUUAUCUUCAUCGUCUUCCAGUGAGCACAAUGAUGAACGUCAAUGGAAUAUGCUUGUACACAAUGCUGCGAUAUUAGGAAAUAUAAAGUUUCGAUCAGAUGAGCGUUUUGAUGUCCAAUCACUAGGUACAUAUUAUCUUAUGAAUUUAACUGUUCCAAUGAUAUUGACAAGUUUGUUUUUACAGCACUUUGCACCUGUUAGCCAAUCAUUUCAUCAACCUGUUACAAUUGUCAAUAUUUCGAGUUUAGCAGCUUGUAAGGCAUUUCCAUACAUGUCUGAUUACUGUGUUGGUAAAGCUGCUAGAGAAAUGUAUUUCAGGUGUUUAUCUGUUGAUCGUCCAUCAGUCGCUGUGUUCAACUAUUCUCCUGGACCAUUACAUACAGAUAUGUUUACUCAACUGGUAACUGAUCAUGGAGAUGAGGAGACACGAAAUUCCUUGAUUGAAAUGAAAACCAAUGGUAAAAUAGUUGAACCAGCCAACUCUGCACGUGUUUGUAUAGCAUGGUUGAAGAGACAAAUUCCUAUUGAAAAGUCUGAAAAGAAAUCCAUACCUAGAUUAUCAUAUUGUCCAAUACAUCAGAAAGAAUAUUCUGAUUUAUGGAUUGGUUCCAGAUUAGAUUAUUUUGAUGCUGCUUGUAACAUUGUGGAGUAA